AUGGAUCCGCAGGAGUUGGAGCAAGAGAUAAAGAAUAUGAAGAAGAUGGACCAUCCGCAUAUAUUGAAGAUGUUCGAGUAUUUCGAGGACUACAACAACGUAUACCUCAUACUCGAGUUGUGUGAAGGUGGCGAGCUGAUGAAAGUGAUAGAAGACACAUACACCAAGAGUAGAGGGAAGAAGCGUUUGACUGAAGGAUGGAUUGCCGGCCUAUACGCGCAGGUUUUGGAGGCCGUCUCGUAUUGCCAUAGCCAUGGUUUGAUCCACAAAGACAUCAAAGCGGAGAACAUAAUGUUACUCAACAAAGAUAAGACUACCAAGAAUCCAUUCGAUGCCCCUCCUCAUGUAGUGUUGAUCGACUUUGGUCUAGCUGAGGCCUUCGACCCUGACCGUCCCUUCGUAUCUCGACAUGUUGCAGGGACGCCUUAUACGAUGGCUCCCGAGGUUUGGAAUGCUACGCUGAGUAGAAGCAACACCUUUGGUUUGAAAUGCGAUGUUUACAGCCUCGGUUGUGUUCUUUUCCACCUUUUCUGUGGUGAAGUUCAUGCUGUGAGUGUUCGUGAAAUCAAUGGUAUAUUCCGCAUGCUAGACCACGAGAAGCAGGGCAUCAUAUCCAAGCAAACUUGCGUGACCGGUCUUGUGAAGCUUGGCAUCCCCCAGAGUACGGCCGCGCGCGCCGUAGAGGCUAUGGACUUGGACGGCGACGGGAGGAUCGACUACACUGAGCUCAUUGCUGGCAUUCUCUGCUUCUAUGACACUCACCUUGAUGGAAGGCUGUGGAAGGCGUUCUCGAAACUUGAUCUUAACGGCGAUGGGAAGCUCGACCGGCAUGAAAUUAGAAAAUUACUCCAAUCUGGCGAGGUUAGCCAGAUGGGGCUGGUCCCAGCACAGAUGGAGAUCGAUGCCAUUAUACAGGAGAUGGACACCGACCGAGACGGGUACGCCUUGUUGGCAGGGGCUGUGAUUGUUAAGUGGCCUUGA
This is a messenger RNA of Perkinsus marinus ATCC 50983, 981 nucleotides long. RefSeq names its product calcium-dependent protein kinase, putative. Gene Ontology annotation, biological process: protein autophosphorylation; intracellular signal transduction; peptidyl-serine phosphorylation. Gene Ontology annotation, cellular component: cytoplasm; nucleus. The coding region runs from base 1 to 981 and encodes 326 amino acids. Lineage: Eukaryota; Perkinsozoa; Perkinsida; Perkinsidae. The transcript has 10 exons. Gene Ontology annotation, molecular function: ATP binding; calcium/calmodulin-dependent protein kinase activity; calcium-dependent protein serine/threonine kinase activity. The record is from RefSeq and is a predicted model, not a curated record.